Knipowitschia caucasica is the source of this 225-nucleotide messenger RNA. The record is from the annotation of a GenBank genome assembly. NCBI's taxonomy places the organism in Eukaryota, Metazoa, Chordata, Actinopteri, Gobiiformes, Gobiidae.
AUGAGCGCUCAUUCAUGUAACUGGAUCUGUUACACCACUCCAGCGCGCGCCGCGGUGAGCUCCUCCACACCACGGCGCACUCCGGUUACCGCGCACCAUCUGACGCAUUUUGCUUCUGGGACCAGAGCGACGCAGGACACUCAGGAGGACCGACCGUUUGGGAACCAUCGGGACGAGCGUUUGGUGUGCGUGUUAAGUGUCCUGAUUGGUCCCAGUUUCCAGUGA